AUGUCCUCCCCACUCGUUGCAAGAACAGCAUCCAUCUGCCGUUCUGCAUUCACCAAGCCUGCCGUCUUUUCGACCGUUCGUUUCUCUUCAUCUCAAACCAAAGAUGUUCAACAUUUAGAAAAGGAGCCUGUUCUCAGCGUUGAAAACCUUUCUGGUGCACCAGAGAUUUUGUUGGAUCGUCAAGUGCGUAUUUUCAGACCUACUCGUACACCCACUCAACAAGGAAAGAACGGUACCAGACUCUGGCGUAUUGAUUUCGAUAUUUUAGAAGAUGGUAAUCGUUGGGAAAAUCCUCUCAUGGGUUGGGCCUCCAGUUCCGAUUUUCAACAAGCAUUGACCAUGAAGUUUAUCACUAAAGAAGAUGCCAUCAACUUUGCCGAAAAGCAAGGUUGGCAAUAUUAUGUUCAAGAGCCCAAGGAGAUCAAAUUCGUCAAGAAGGCAUAUGGUGACAAUUACAAAUAUUCACCUGGCAAAUUAAGAAUGAUCAAGACCAAAUAA
Messenger RNA from Mucor velutinosus, 498 nucleotides. RefSeq lists its product as uncharacterized. Bases 1 to 498 code for a protein of 165 amino acids. Gene Ontology annotation, biological process: electron transport chain. NCBI's taxonomy places the organism in Eukaryota, Fungi, Mucoromycota, Mucoromycetes, Mucorales, Mucoraceae. The record is from RefSeq and is a predicted model, not a curated record. The transcript has 4 exons.